AUGUUGUUCUGCAGCUAUUUAUUCUAUUUCAUUCUAUUAUAUAAAAUAGUUGCGUUUUCUCAAAUUAAUCCUGAUCUCAUCGAUUGGAUAAAUGACAAUGAAAUUAAUAUUGUUCUACAAUAUGAUUGUCUUCAUGUUGCUGCUUGGAUUGAAGAAGAAAAUGAUCCUUAUCAGAUCAUUUCUUAUUGUAUGAGUGAAUGGCCAUCAAAAUGGAAUAUUCGAAUAAAUAAUCAAGAUCAAAACUUUACUUUUGCUGAACUCUAG
Rotaria sp. Silwood2 is the source of this 264-nucleotide messenger RNA. The record is from the annotation of a GenBank genome assembly. NCBI's taxonomy places the organism in Eukaryota, Metazoa, Rotifera, Eurotatoria, Philodinida, Philodinidae.